AUGAAAAUAUUUAUUGUGGCACUGUUAAUACUAAAUUUGAGUAUUGCAACUAGGCUUAUAGGUUCGGAUGAACUUCAACAAUUAUUUAUUAAAGCUGUAAAGAAUAAAACAACAGAGGCUGAUUUGAAAACGAUUCAAGAUGUUUUCGAAAUCUACAAACCAGCUUCUAACGCUGUUUUUAACAUGCAAUAUGCAAGAAAUAGCAUAUCGGAUAUUAUCUGCCUUAUAUGCAGCAGCGUAUUUGCUGUACUAAGCUAUUUGGUUCAUGAAGGGAACACCGAUGAAAUGAUUAUAGAUACUUCAACACCAUUAUGUAACAUCAUACAGGUCGUCAGUUAUAGAACUUGCUCAGGAGUUUUGAGAUUAAAUAUACCUAUACUAGCAUACAUAAUAAAAACGACGCCAGAGGCCGCGCCUAGAACAUUUUGCAGCCUCCUAUUUCAAAAUGCCGAAGAUCCGAACACUUGUGGAUUCAAUGAUCCCAGGUUUGAAUGGACAAUUGAUUUACCUGAAUAUAUUCCAAUAAGUAAAGAUACACAAUAUGACACGAUAUCAACGAAAAGUAAUGGUUCAUUGACAAUUGCUCUCAUCACAGACGGUCAUAUCGAUCCCUUGUAUGAACCUAACGGUGUUGCUGAUUGUAGCGAGCUUACUUGUUGUAGAAAAGGCCAGACUCCACGAUCCUAUGACUAUAACACUGAUAUAACAGAUUCAAUCUUCAGGGAUCGAAUAUUUGAAGUAGGAGAUGACUUAAUAUUGGAUUUAGAUUUAGCAAACGAUAUUAAAAAUUUAUCCAAUUCUAGAAGAAUUACUAGAAAUUCACCGCCAGCUGGAUAUUGGGGAGACUACAGGCGUUGCGAUUCACCUUAUUGGGCAUACGAUGACGUCAUUGAAACAGUUUCUAAACAUAAGGAUAUAGAUAUUGUAUAUUACAUAGGAGAUAGUAUCGACCACCACAUAUGGGAAACAACGUACGAACUUAUCGAUGAAGUUAACUUACACAUUAUUAACAAGAUGAGAAAAGAAUUCGGUGAUGUUUUAAUUGUACCUUGUAUUGGAAAUCACGAAUCUCAACCAACGAACCAAUUUGCACCAAGUACAAUUAAAGACGACAAAUUAAACACGACUUGGUUGUACGAAUCUUUAGCUAAGAAAUGGGACUUUUAUUUAACAGAGGACGCAAAGGCUACUCUACGAGAACACGGUGGUUUCUCCAUGCUGGUCAGGCCUGGAUUACGAGUUAUUUCUAUUAAUAAUAAUAUUGCUUAUAGAUUUAAUUGGUGGUUGGUCUACGAUCCGUUAGAUUCUAAAAGGCAUUUGGAAUGGCUCGUUCACGAGUUACAUAAAGCUGAAUUAGCUGGUGAAAGCGUCCAUAUUCUGGCUCACAUUCCGCCUGGAGUUCACGACCUCAUAUAUACAUGGACAAGAGAAUAUAACAGAGUUGUUACUCGUUUCUCAUCAACAAUUAAGGGAGAAUUUAAUGGUCACACACACUCUGACGAAUACAAGAUAUUCUACAGUACAGAAGACGGGUCGCCUAUUAACAUGGCAUGGGGAGCCGGUAGUGCUACCUCCUACACGUUCUACAAUGUAAAUUAUAAGAUAGCCACGUUCAACACGACCACGUUUAAACCAAGUAAUAUUUUGAACUACGUAUAUAAUCUCACCGAAGCGAACCUCACGCCACACAGAAGACCACACUGGUUCCAACUUUACGAUAUGAAAAACAGUUUCGGAAUCAACGAUCUCUCAGCUGCUACUAUGAAUGAUUUAACUUAUGAAAUGGUGACGAAUAAACUAGACACAUUAGAUCUUUAUGCAGCAUUUUUCUCAAAAGUAAGUGACGAACGAGUGCCGAAUUGCGAUAGUAAUUGUAAAAUUAACAUUAUAUGCAGAGCUGUUUUGACAGUUCUGUGGGAGCGUGAAAAGUGUGAUGAACUACGUGAACUGUACUUCUCACUACACUAAAUAAUUCUCAUUAAUAAAUAACAUAUCACAAAAA
Messenger RNA from Nymphalis io (European peacock), 2002 nucleotides. RefSeq names its product sphingomyelin phosphodiesterase 1-like. The transcript has 10 exons. Gene Ontology annotation, cellular component: lysosome. Gene Ontology annotation, biological process: ceramide biosynthetic process; sphingomyelin catabolic process. The coding region runs from base 1 to 1968 and encodes 655 amino acids. Gene Ontology annotation, molecular function: acid sphingomyelin phosphodiesterase activity. The record is from RefSeq and is a predicted model, not a curated record. NCBI's taxonomy places the organism in Eukaryota, Metazoa, Arthropoda, Insecta, Lepidoptera, Nymphalidae.